This is a messenger RNA of Phasianus colchicus (ring-necked pheasant), 433 nucleotides long. The record is from RefSeq and is a predicted model, not a curated record. Lineage: Eukaryota; Metazoa; Chordata; Aves; Galliformes; Phasianidae.
AUGUCGCUUAGCGAAAGCGUUGGCACCAAAUCCGAGAAGCCCAUGUCCUUUAUUUGGGGUGAGUCCCUCCUCCAUCCCUAUAUCUGCCUCGGGGAGAAGGCGCGGGAUGAGUUCCACGUGGUGGAGGUGGUGCCGGCCGAUGAGGACGCGGUGCCGUUGGCCACGUUGAAACCGUCGGUGCUGCCCAUGGCCACGCUGGUCGGAGUGGAGCUGACACCGCCCGUCACUUUCCGGCUCCGCGCGGGGUCCGGCCCGGUGUACAUCAGCGGGCAGCACGUGUCCUUGGUGCCCGACCUGUCCUGGGAGGAGGAGGAGGAAGAAGAGGAAGAGGAGGUGGAGGAAGAAGAGGAGGAGACCCCCGAGGUUCCCCCCCCGAGGGGCCAAGUGGCCAAAAAGGGCCACGCUGCCAAGGUGCCCUGAGCCCAGCCCCACA